Mesorhabditis belari is the source of this 1341-nucleotide messenger RNA. NCBI's taxonomy places the organism in Eukaryota, Metazoa, Nematoda, Chromadorea, Rhabditida, Rhabditidae. The record is from the annotation of a GenBank genome assembly.
AUGUCUCAUCCAUCGCUAUUCUCGUUGAAAUCACAUCGAUUACGAAUCUGUCUUUUGUUAAUGAUUGGACUUUAUGCGACGGUUUCAAUGAGAGUAAAUCUGAGCAUGGGAGUGACGUGUAUGGUAAACACAACUGCAAAUGCUAAGCCUGCAACUUUAUCGAAUACGAGUCAACAAGUGGAACCGAGUGGGACGUGUUAUCGGAGAUACGAUGAAGUGUCCGCGAAAGAGGAUGGAUAUGGGGGUCCUCUCCUUUGGAGUUCCUCAAUGCAAUCACUUCUAUUCUCGGCCACAUUCUAUGGUGGAUUGGUGACCAUUGCCAUUUCUGGCUAUAUUGCUGAUCGUUUCGGUCCAAAGAUGAUUCUACUAUUUGCUGCUAUCGAUAUCUCGAUCAUGACAAUGAUGGGCCCGUUUCUUGCUUCGAAUUCCUAUUGGGCCUAUUUUGGAGCUCGAUUUAUUAUGGGGCUUGGAGAGGGCUUCAUUUUCCCGUGUCUGAACAGCAUGGCCGCCAAAUGGUUUCCACCGAGUGAGAAGUCGACUGUUGGAGCUAUUUAUACAAGUGGAAAUCAGUUAGCCGCUGGUUUCACCUCAUUCCUUGUGGCCGGAUUGUGCUCUUCACCGCUUGGAUGGCCGUCGAUCUUCUACAUUUUUGGCAGCUUAGGCAUCAUCUGGGCAAUUGUUUGGCAAAUCUUGCCACGAAUUACCCAAACGAAAACAAAUGGAUCUCUGAAGAGGAGAGGAUCUACAUCGAGAAAAAUCUUGCCAACAAACAGCAAUCUCAAUAUUUUCAAGAGAAUCGCGUCCCCUGGAGAGAAUUGCUCUUUGAACGGUUUAUUCACAAUGGUGCCCUUCAUUUCUCAACUCGUUUCAAAGAAUAUUUUUGGCGUGUUGUCGGAUUAUAUGAAGAGACACGAGAUUUUAGAUCCCGAUGUUUCUGUGAAAGUUUUUCAAGCGAUUGGAGCCAUUGGAUCAGCCGUUUCCCUCAUCGCUCUAGCCACACUUCCAUCCUGCGAACACCCAUAUAUCGCUCUGCCCAUUCUGAUGGCUUACGGUAUUUUCUUCUCCGCCGGAAUUUGUGGUUUCUUCACAUCUUUGCUUUCAAUCGCUCCCCCGUACUCGGGCACAAUGACCUCGAUCUCGAUGACUUAUGCCACAAUUGCUAACUUGAGUGGCCCGAUUCUGAUCACAUUUAUCGAUUUUAUGGGUUGGCCAAACAAAUGGAUGAUUACCUUUUUAUUCGCUGCUUCUUUUAACAUUUUAUCUGGAAUAUUUUAUGUAUUUUAUGGAGAAGCUCGAGUACAAGAAUGGGCAAAGCCAAACGAGAAAGAGAAGCCAAGGAUU